Molecule: messenger RNA, 3417 nt
Organism: Dinoponera quadriceps
Lineage: Eukaryota; Metazoa; Arthropoda; Insecta; Hymenoptera; Formicidae
Exons: 8
Coding region: 1-3417 (1138 amino acids)
Source: RefSeq, a predicted model, not a curated record
AUGAUUAAUUUACCCUGUAACGUGGCCUCGAUGUCACAGGUCACGCCCUGUCAGAACGUACCCGUGCAGACGAGUCAAUAUAAUUUUCCGACAUGUCAACAACGGCAAACUAAUACUCAGCAAAUGCAAACUGCAGCAUGCGGUCCAUGUUUCGGAGUUUCUCAAGGACCCUCCAGCCGCGUUUACCGGCCGGACACCUAUAUAGUAACACACCAAUGUACACCGGGUGGGCAACCAAUAACGAAUCCGUGCCAGCCCGUCUUCCAAAGCCCUUGCAACCCUUCGUCACCGCCGAGUUAUCCCAGCUGUACCCAGCUACCACUGAAUAUUUUGGAUCAGAUUCGUGCAUGCGUCAAUAACGCAACGCCCGUCUUCAUCCUGCCGGGCAACUGUCAGCAAUCGCCACCGGCACCUCAGCAGCAGCCGCAGCCGCCGCCGCAGCCGCCGUCCACGUUCACUCCGUCUCAGUCGAUGACGUCCCCGCCGACAACAGCGUAUCCACCGGGCGGAUUAACUUACCCGGCCGCCUGUUAUCCCCCGCCACCUUUUUACCCUUAUCCCAUACCGUUUCCUUUUUGCGAUCAGUUUACUCGCGCCAGGGAGGCGACGCCGAAUUGCGGUUGCUGUCGAAGAAGGGACGUUGACUCGCUCUCGGAGGCUAGACGCGUCGGUACUUGCAGUUACGACGCCGAUCAGGAUGAGCAUCAUUGCACGCCGACCACCGACGACACCAUCUGCUCGAGGAGGAACUGCCCGUCCUCGUUACACCUUCAGGCGUUGGCUUCCCAAUUCCUGUCGAUGCAGGGUAUCAUAGCAUGCGCCGCUACGCGACUGGUGCUGCGCAAAAUCCCCGGCUCGAACGUGACCACCACGAUGGAGGACACGAUGGCGAGAGCGCAGAAGACGAUAAACACCUUGACGAAGGAUCAGUUGCUGUCGGAGUCGAGGAACGCCCAGCAAGUGAACGCGUUGAUCAACCUGCACAUGACGGCCAAUCCGCCGGCCAACGUCAUACCGAUCCUCACACUGGUGCAGCUGAAGAUGAAUCUGCUGAAGGCGCAGGUCGAGGGUCUCGUCAACCGGAGACUGAUGGAGACUCAGGGAGUCGGGAUGGAGGUGGAGGCCGAGCCCAUCGAUCCUACGGUGCUCGCGCUGAGGUCCGACGCCGAGCUGCGGGACCUCCUGUCGGCGCUGCGGCAGAAGGAGUGUGACGAGCAGGUAAACGUGAAUUUCGCACCCUACCGUUCGCAGCGUGUGAUCGCGGAGAGUCGGCUGUGCAACGUGCAGAGCAAGCUACGUCAGGUGGAGGCCGAGUUCGAGCGCAGGCGGUGCGCGAUGCUGCCGGCGCCGACGUUGUCGGCGCGCAUCGUGCAGCAAUUCUCCGAUCUCCGCGACGCGGGGAGACUCGCCGAGUCGAAGAGGCUGUACAGCUCAUUGCCGCCGGAUCCGUCGCCCGAUCCGUUCAUCGCGAAACCACGAAGUCCCAAGCGGCUGUUGCUGAAGCCGUGCUCAACCAGCAAUCUCGCGACAACAACUGCCAGCCAGACUACGCUGACGAAAACUCAGGACACGCGCGUCGAAAAGAGUACAGGCGACGGUGGUGGAUCCGCGACGGAGCGAUCAACCGCCACGGAGAUCUCCGACAAGACCGGGUCGGAGGAGAACGUCGACGGAGCUAAAAAAAAACUCCGAGCGAGGAUAGCCGUCGGGAAGAUGGACGAGACGACGGUGGGACGUGAGAAGGUCGAGGGGGAAAUGCGGGAGGACGUGUCCUCGGCGAGACUGACGUCGGGCAGCCGCGUGAACGUCGUCAUCGCGCGAAAAGAACAGCGGGGAACUGUGUCGCACGAGGGAACUCCGUACCGCGAGGGUGACGUGAAACGCUGGGCGACCAAAGCCUACAUCAACGUCGGCUACGAGCCGGCGAGGACGUUAGUGGAAUCGGGGAGCAGCGAUACGAUUACCCUUAACGUUCGUAAGUCGUCAGAUGCGAUCGCCGGCCGAGUAACGGAUCGAGAGGGAUCCGGGAGAUCGGCGGAUCUGCGACGGUCUGAGAAACAAGCGGCAGUCGAAAUGACGAUUUCAGGAGAGGAAAUGGAAGAGGCUAUUGAGGAAGAAAACGUGGCGGCCGAGAGCACGCGAAGUUUCUCGCCGGUCGCGCAGGAAGAGGCGAAAGGUGCUGCUGAGGUCGUCGUGGACGAAGAUCGAAUUUUAAGCGCACCGGAAACAGAGCGAGCGUCACCGUCCGACGUGACGUACACCUCGUCGUUGCACAUUACACUGAAACGGAGGAAGAAAGGAGGCGAGGAUGAAAAGACGGAAGAAGGAUCGAAGGAUGAAAGCGGCCGCAGGUUUCAUAUUGUCUCGUUUCUCACGGACAUUGUGCACGACAGAAACCGUGAAUGUCAAAGGAAGCGAAAAAUCGAUGAGAAAACGGCAACAAAAAGAGAUCAUGCGAAGAAUGCAUUGCCAGAGGGAUCGGAUCUCCCGAAGCUCUGCGUCCUUGAUCGUCAACGCCAAAUAGCAGCCGACGCUCUCAAAGAGGAUAACGAGACGCCCAUCGCGUUAAGAGCGAACGCAUUCCCGCCGUUGAAGCGCGAAUCCAUGGCAGAUAGUAAAAAAAGCGGAAACGACGUGGGAGCUUGUCCGAAUCCCAUAACGAAUGCGGGAAUGGCGGCUACUGAAUGUUUAUUUCGCUGCAACGAUGUCAGGAAAGAUUCGUCGGGUACUUUUUACAAGGAUGAUGUGGAAUACGACAGCAGCUUUAUUUCAGAGAUAUUUUCUCUUAUCGGCAACCGUCUGGUCACCUUUAUCAAUAAAAUAAUCGCAUUGAACGGAAGGUUGCUCAGCUCGGAUGCGAUAUUACGUGACAAAGAAUACCGUGGAAGGAUACGUAAAAUCAAACGUUCGCUAAUCGAUGACAGAGAAGCCGACACGAGAUGUUUAUUGAUCAAUAGAUCAAAUUGCUCCCCACCACGUGAUUUCGGGCAGCUGUACGAGAUCCGGAGAAGCCUUCUGAUACGUAGUCGAUUAAAAAAAUCCGUAAAUUCGCAGAAUCAUCCGCAUCCUUUCUUUCUUCUUAAACAUGCCAGGAACGGUGUACUCGAAUCUUAUCGAGCAACGCAAAACGAAAAUACAGGAGCGAUCGAAGGGGAAACAUGCAAAUUGAGGGGUAGCGAAAAAUUCUGGGCAUUAUCGGAAGUUACGGAAACAAGUGAUAGGAACAAUACAAGCGGAAAGCAAGAAACGGAAGAAUGCGGUAACGAAUUCAUUAUGAUGAAUUUGAAACAGUUCAAUGAUUGCAAAAAACAAACUUCAAAUAAACAUUUGCACAAUGACAUUAAAAACAACGUGUUUACUAAACAGAGAUGUACAAACAGCGAACGCAGUGAUCUAUUCGUCGCUAUAGCUGUCUAA